GAAAGAAUACUGGGCUGGUUUCCUCCGUGUCAAGCAUUCGUGAGUCAGUUUUCCAGCUCGCUCUCAUCUUCUGAAGCCUAAGCCGGCUACACCUUCCUCCUUCCUUCCGCCAGCAGCCGUGUCGUUGCGACUCCGCCACCAUGUUCGAGGCGCGCCUGGUCCAGGGCUCCAUCUUGAAGAAGGUGCUUGAGGCGCUUAAGGACCUCAUCAACGAGGCCUGCUGGGACAUCAGCUCGAGCGGCGUGAACCUGCAGAGCAUGGACUCGUCCCAUGUCUCCUUGGUGCAGCUCACCCUGCGCUCCGAGGGCUUCGACACGUACCGCUGCGACCGCAACUUGGCCAUGGGCGUGAACCUCACCAGCAUGUCCAAAAUACUGAAAUGUGCUGGCAAUGAAGACAUCAUUACACUAAGGGCUGAAGAUAACGCGGACACCUUGGCACUAGUAUUUGAAGCUCCAAAUCAAGAAAAGGUUUCAGACUAUGAAAUGAAGUUAAUGGAUUUAGAUGUUGAACAACUUGGAAUUCCAGAACAAGAGUACAGCUGUGUAGUAAAGAUGCCUUCUGGUGAAUUUGCACGUAUAUGCCGAGAUCUCAGUCAUAUUGGAGAUGCUGUUGUAAUUUCCUGUGCAAAAGAUGGAGUGAAAUUUUCUGCAAGUGGAGAACUUGGAAAUGGAAAUAUUAAGUUGUCACAAACGAGUAAUGUUGAUAAAGAAGAGGAGGCCGUUACCAUAGAGAUGAAUGAACCAGUUCAGCUAACUUUUGCACUGAGGUACCUGAACUUCUUUACAAAAGCCACUCCACUCUCUCCUACAGUAACACUCAGUAUGUCUGCAGAUGUACCCCUUGUCGUAGAGUAUAAAAUUGCUGAUAUGGGACAUUUAAAGUACUAUUUGGCUCCCAAGAUCGAGGAUGAAGAAGGAUCUUAGACAUUCUUAAAAUUCAAGGAAAUAAAACUAAGCUCUUUGAGAACUGCUUCUGAGAUGCCAGCACAUACUUAAGCCUCUUUUGUCUUUGUACCUCUGAGUACAUAUGUAGAUAUUGUUUUCUGUAAAUAACUUUUUUUUUUCUCUAUUCUCUACAGUUUGUUCAAAGAGUAAAGUCCAAAGUCAAAUCUGGUCUUGUUAACCUAGUAAUAACUUUGCCUUACCUAGGAAUACUCGUUAUAAUUUUUAUAAACAAAAGGGUUUUGACUCUAAAUGCAGUUUUAAGUAUUGUUUUC
Messenger RNA from Balaenoptera ricei (Rice's whale), 1219 nucleotides. Its product is annotated as proliferating cell nuclear antigen. Gene Ontology annotation, cellular component: PCNA complex. Gene Ontology annotation, molecular function: DNA binding; DNA polymerase processivity factor activity. The coding region runs from base 141 to 926 and encodes 261 amino acids. NCBI's taxonomy places the organism in Eukaryota, Metazoa, Chordata, Mammalia, Artiodactyla, Balaenopteridae. Gene Ontology annotation, biological process: regulation of DNA replication; leading strand elongation; mismatch repair. The transcript has a single exon. The record is from RefSeq and is a predicted model, not a curated record.